UUCUGCCGACGUUUUGUCAAGUGCUGUGAUAAAUAUUUGUCAAAUAUAGACAGGGGGUAACGUAGAAGAUAGCUGCCGCCGGUCGGUUAAAUAUAGGGUUGGUUGGUUGGUUGGUUGGUUGGUUGGUCGGGGUGACGACAAACUCGACCCCAAAGCCCCGCAGAGCACGGACGGAGGAAAUCAAGAUGACCCCGCCGACACUGACGAAAUGAAGAACUCCCAAACAAGCUCAGCCGUGCUUGGCGACCUCUUCACUAGUCAGUGCUAAGUGGAGGACGACGACGAUCCCCUGAAUGAAACAGAGGACGUCGACGUAACCGUCAUCUACGACCCAGACCAUGGUGAAUGUGAUCCAAGUGAACCUUCACCACUCUAAAGCAGCUUCGGCUGCAUUACUCCUCCGCCUUGGAGAUCAAGGCGAGGAUUUAGUAUUGAUCCAAGAGCCGUGGACCCAUAACGGCAAUAUCCUUGGACUCAAUGCAACAGGCUACAAACUUUUGUAUGCAAAAAGCACAGUGAUGAAGAUACAGUAACUGCAGCAUGGGAGACAGAGGAAUCCACUCUGUGGAUCCUCUCCUGCUAUAUGGCUCACGAUCAGAAUGACCCUCCUCCCAGCAAUACGGUCACCCGGGCAAUUCGUGCAGCAAACUCAACCCGCACUCCUGUCAUCUUGGGCGCAGACGCAAAUGCCCACCACACGAUCUGGGGUAGCAGCAACAUCAACACACGUGGUAUCACAAAGGGACCAAAAGGACCCACGUGUGCAUCUAUUGCAGCCUGAACAACCAACCAACCAAAUAUAGGGUUUCGUUCACGAAAAAAAUGAUCAGCUGAUUAUUUUUUUCUUCACUUGACUGGUACGCACUGAUGUCAGAGUUUGUUAUUAUUUACAUUUUUAUAUUUAAAAAUUUCCGUUAAGAUAGAGAAAAACUUCGUUAGUAAUUUUUAUGUAAAAAUCUGAAAACACUAUGUUAAAAAGACAUGGCAACUAUAAAGCUACCGACUAUUUUUUGAGUAAUCAUUGUAAUAUAGUUAUGAGUUACCCAAGUACAAGAAGAAGAGAUACAUGGCAAAUGGUAUCGUUAAGAGUAUUAAUCUGGUUGCCGAAAAAUCACGAAGGAAUAAAUUAAUUGAUUGGAAGCUAUACUGAAGAUUUUUAAAAUUCCCUUUUUUGUAAUAAAGUGAAUUGAUUUGAACUUGAGCGCUUCCCUUCUUUUAUUUCAACAUUUUUUAAAAAUCUUCAUUUUUCUUACUGCAAAAGGAGACAAUUCUGAAUAAAAAGAAAGAGUUGCUGAAACAAAUGGAGAAUGGUAGCGACGACGAGGCUGAGGGUUGGCACAAUGAACAGAAUAAAAAUGUAGGUCCCGAUGCUGAAAGUACAAAAGCUACGGAAUUUGAAAACCAAUACCCGGAGCUAGGUAAUAAUGCAGGUUUAACCCAAAUGAGGAGUAUAAUCAACACCAUGGCGUGUAGGCUAAGUGAGUUAGAGCUGAAAGGUAAUGUAUCUCAGGAACCGUGUUCUAUUUCUCAGUGGUUGCCUGGAGUCGUUCCUGAGGUAUCUACGAAAAUACACCACAACCCCAUAUCUACCAAACUUACACGUGAACAGAUUGCCUCUAGACAAAGUUUUGCAAGAGACUUGGCAAAAUUUAAUGGUAACCCAGAGGACUGGCCUCUAUUUUUUGCAACGUACCAACAAACAACAGAGAUAUGUGGAUUUAGUGAUAGCGAGAAUUUGUUACGUCUUAGAAAUUCUUUGGAAGGUGAUGCAUUAAAAGCUGUACGGAAUUUGCUAUUUCAUGCUUCCUGCGUACCGCAAAUUAUAGAGACCCUAAGAAUUAAAUUUGGCAGGCCAGAAAUAGUCCUUAACAUUCUUCUGAAACGUGUAAGAGAGUUGUCGCCUAUUAAAGAAAAUAAAUUAGAGUCCCUGGUUGAUUUCGCUUUAGAGGUUCAAAAUGUAAUCGCCACAAUGAAAUCAGCUAAUUUGAAGGACUAUUUAAACAAUCCGGAAAUUGAACAAUAACUGGUUCUUAAACUUCCCGGAAUUAUUGCAGCCUUUUGGGGAAUGCAUAAGCUCUCUCUAUCU
This is a messenger RNA of Lucilia sericata (common green bottle fly), 2086 nucleotides long. RefSeq lists its product as uncharacterized. The coding region runs from base 1301 to 2023 and encodes 240 amino acids. The transcript is spliced from 4 exons. Gene Ontology annotation, molecular function: catalytic activity. The record is from RefSeq and is a predicted model, not a curated record. Lineage: Eukaryota; Metazoa; Arthropoda; Insecta; Diptera; Calliphoridae.